Molecule: messenger RNA, 802 nt
Organism: Ilex paraguariensis (yerba mate)
Lineage: Eukaryota; Viridiplantae; Streptophyta; Magnoliopsida; Aquifoliales; Aquifoliaceae
Source: the annotation of a GenBank genome assembly
AUGUCUUCCUCCCCCAAACCCGAGAUUUCAGUGACCUCCGUUGGUGGCAAUAGCGAUCUAAUUGGCCCCAUUCAUCGCCCUUCUGGUGAAAUCCACGUUAUCGUUGGCCCGAUGUUUGCUGGAAAAACCACGGCCCUUCUUCGCCGAAUCAAUUCUGGAGCCAACACGGGCAGGUAUUCAUUGGAUGCGAUUGGUAUCGAUGAAGCUCAAUUUUUUGAAGACCUUUACAAUUUCUGUUAUAAGGCUGUUGACCAGGAUGGGAAAACUGUAAUAGUGGCUGGGCUAGAUGGUGACUACUUGAGAAGGAGCUUUGGUUCAGUGCUUGACAUUAUUCCCCUUGCCAACACCAUAACAAAGUUGACUGCACAGUGUGAACUAUGUGGCAAACGUGCCUUUUUCACCUUGAGGAAGACCGAUGAGACAUAGACAGAGCUUAUAGGUGGUUCUGAUUCAUACAUGCUUGUUUGUUGCCAGCAUUAUGUGCAUGGACAAGUUGUUGAAGAAGUUGCAAGAAGUUUCUCGGAAUCUCAUAAAGUUCAGAUUGGUCUGAUUCUAGAUGCAGCUGCAAUUAUUUAGUACCAUAGCUGGCUUGUUCACAGUCUAAUAUAUUUUCAUGGGUUUUUUACUUAAUUAUCAGCUUUCUGUAUAAAAUGCACGGUUGUGUAGCUCUUCUCAUACUCUAAAUAUCAUGAUGACCAGUUACAGUUACUCUUCAUUAGCCGUAUGUACCUCAUCGUAUGUACUUCAUUGUUCUUGAAUGCAUGUAUUGUACCCAUUUAAGUGGAUUUUUGUCUCAUGAACC